AUAAUUUGCUGUGGAAAAUGUGUAACGCUUCGGUUACUUUAAAUGCAUGUCCAUGAACAACAGAUUGACGAACAACUAAAAUUAUAUAUUCUCUAUCUAUUGAAAGCUAUUACAUUACAGUUUCUGCUUGGAGUACUGCUUGCUUAGACCUUGAAUAAAGUUGAAGAAACGACUGAAAAAUGGGAAAGGAAAAGGCUCACAUCAACAUUGUUGUUAUUGGUCACGUGGACUGUGGAAAGUCCACUUCAACUGGUCACAUGAUCUACAUGUGUGGUGGUAUUGAUAAAACAACAAUAGAGAAAUAUGAGAAGGAGGCUGAUGAGAUGGGCAAGGGCUCUUUCAAGUAUGCCUGGGUGUUGGACAAACUGAAGGCAGAGAGAGAACGUAAUAUCACCAUUGAUAUUGCUCUGUGGAAAUUUGAGACCAACAAGUACCACGUCACCGUCAUUGAUGCACCAGGUCACCGUGAUUUUAUCAAGAACAUGAUCACUGGAACGUCACUGGCAGAUUGUGCCUUGCUAAUCGUUGCUGCAGGCAGGGGAGAAUUCGAAGAAGGUAUCUCAAAGAAUGGCCAGACUAGAGAGCAUGCCUUGCUUGCUUACACACUUGGCGUGAAACAGUUGAUCGUAGGUGUUAACAAGAUGGACAGCACCGAACCACAAUAUUCUGAGGAAAGAUUUGCAGAAAUCUCGAAAGAAGUUGGAGCUUACGUGAGGGAAAUCGGUUACAAUUCCAAAGCCGUGGUUUUUGUACCAAUUUCCGGUUGGUUUGGUGAUAACAUGAUUAAAGAAUCAGAAAAUAUGAAAUGGUUCAGGGAAUGGAGAAUCGAAAGGAAGGAGGGAAAUGCUUCAGGCAAGACACUGUUAGAGGCUCUUGACUCCAUUCUUCCACCCGCAAGACCAGCAGACAAACCACUUCGUCUGCCUCUCCAGAAUGUCUACAAGAUUGGAGGCAUUGGAACUGUUCCAGUUGGUCGAGUAGAAACUGGCAUACUCAAACCAGGUAUGGUCGUGACUUUUGCUCCAUCACAACUAACUACUGAGGUUAACUCGGUCGAGAUGCACCACGAGGCUCUAUCUGAAGCUUUUCCAGGUGACAACGUUGGUUUCAACGUAAAAAACGUUUCUAUUAAAGAUAUCAAGAGAGGAAAUGUAUGUGGAGAUUCAAAGAACGAUCCACCGAAGGGAGCUGCAAACUUCACUUCCCAGGUGAUUGUAGUCAACCAUCCAGGUGAAAUAAGGAACGGUUAUACUCCUGUUCUAGACUGCCACACAGCUCAUAUUGCCUGCAAAUUCGCAGAAAUCAAUCAAAAAAUUGAUCGGCGUUCCGGAAAGGUUUUAGAAGAUAAUCCGAAGUUUGUUAAAUCAGGGGAUACCUGCAUUGUCAAGUUGGUUCCAUCUAAACCAAUGGUUGUUGAAUCGGUCAGCGAGUAUGCACCCUUGGGGCGUUUUGCAAUUAGAGAUAUGAAACAAACGGUGGCGGUUGGUGUCAUUAAAGCAGUUGAGAAAAUCGUGUAGGCUGGGAAGACGACAAAAGCGACUCAGAAAGCAACUGAAAAGACGAAAUGAUUUAGGCUCAUGCAUAAACUAUCAGCAAUUUUGCAAAAUCGUACAGACUGUUAUACUGCAAAUAAAAUUGUCUUUAUUAAAUAAUCCCAAAGCUACACUGGACGAUAUAUCAGUUUCUUAAUUGUUAAAGUCAAACUUUCGUUUGAAUUAUAGAACCAACAUCAUGGCGAAAGAAUAUAUGAUACCAAUAACA
This is a messenger RNA of Mercenaria mercenaria, 1761 nucleotides long. RefSeq names its product elongation factor 1-alpha 2-like. Lineage: Eukaryota; Metazoa; Mollusca; Bivalvia; Venerida; Veneridae. The record is from RefSeq and is a predicted model, not a curated record. Bases 180 to 1517 code for a protein of 445 amino acids. Gene Ontology annotation, biological process: translational elongation; translation. The transcript has 7 exons. Gene Ontology annotation, molecular function: GTP binding; translation elongation factor activity; GTPase activity.